UGAUUAUUAACGUUUUUAUUAAAACAUGCUAUCGUCGAGUAGAACGCGCCGUGCGGCUUCGAUCGGUUGUGAGUUGUGUCGAACAAAAAUAUAAAAAAUUUACAAGAUGUCAAAUGAAGCAAUAGCUAAAGGCGAGGCGGUACUACUGAAGCAGGCGCGCGACAAGUUCGUCGCGACGUUUGGCCGGCAGCCGACCACGGCCGCGUGUGCUCCCGGCCGCGUCAACCUUAUUGGGGAACACAUAGACUAUUGUGAAGGAUUUGUACUGCCAGUAGCUUUGCCAUUCGUCACCCUUAUAGUGGGUGGUCUGAAUGGCACAGGAGACUGUCGGUUGGUGUCUGUUCUUGGAACUGGUGAGGAGGUGAGCACCAGCUUUCAAGCCCCAACUCCAUUAUCACCCUUGAAGCCAGGGCCACCAGCGUGGGCAAACUACGUGAAGGGGGUUGUGGCUAAUUUUCCAGGUGGAGUGGGAGGUUUCGAUGCAGUCAUAGUGUCUGAUGUACCUAUGGGUGCAGGGCUCUCCAGCAGCGCUGCUAUUGAAGUAGCCACCUUCACACUCCUAGAGGGACUCACUGGUAGAAGCGUUGGGUUGGUUGAGAAGGCGAAGUUGUGUCAGAAGGCAGAACACGAGUUCCCGGGGAUGCCGUGCGGGAUCAUGGACCAGUACAUUGUGACCAUGGGCAAGAAGGACCAUGCCUUACUCAUUGAUUGCAGGUCACUGGAAUCCCAACAAAUUCCAAUGCAACUGGAUGAUUUAGUGGUUCUGGUCACCAACUCGAACGUGAAACACCAGCUGACUGGCAGCGAGUACCCGACGAGGCGAGCACAGUGCCAGGAGGCAGCUGACAGACUGAAGCUGCCUUCACUUAGAGGAGCCAAGAUUGAGGAUAUUGAAAAACUGAAGCAGCAGAAAUGCGAUGAGGAGGUUCUGAAGAGGGCGAAGCACGUCAUAGAGGAGAUCAGCCGGACUGAAGAAGUAGCCAGGGUUAUGAAGAAUAAAGAUUUUAAAAGGGUUGGCGAACUAUUCUACCAGUCCCAUGAUUCCCUCAGUAAGCUAAUGGAAGUAUCCUGCCCAGAGUUAGACCAGAUCGUGGACAUUAUUAGAGGGGCUCCAGGAGUCUACGGAGCGAGGAUGACAGGAGGUGGUUUUGGGGGAUGUGUUGUUACCUUGGUUAAGAAGAGUGAAGUGGAGAAUUUAAAGAAGAAAAUCCUAUCAGAAUACAAAGGCACGCCCACUUUCUUUCUGAGUCAGCCAAGUGAUGGCGUCAGGUUGUUGAAAUUGUAAAUAAAUGUUAUUUUUGUUGUUGUUUUCGUUAAAACUUUGUUAUUACAUUACCCAUUAAAAGUCUCUCCCAUUAGAAAUGACGCCAUGAUAUGUUGCAACCAUGUUGACGUUUCAAACAAAAAUGUUUAGGACACUUCGUCCGAAAUGAAUCAAUUUAAUUUUAAAAUAAAUUCAAUUAAGUUUGGAACAACUUUAAGUAAUUAAAGCUAUAAAAUGUGCUUGAGAAUCUAAGCAUUACAUAUACUAUAUACAGUAACUUUGUAGACACAUAAAAUGCGAAAGUUUAUUUAAGCGAAAUAUUAUUUUACGUACAAUUCUUUCAUGGUGUCAGUAGCUUCCUGU
This is a messenger RNA of Spodoptera exigua (beet armyworm), 1627 nucleotides long. The record is from the annotation of a GenBank genome assembly. NCBI's taxonomy places the organism in Eukaryota, Metazoa, Arthropoda, Insecta, Lepidoptera, Noctuidae.